AUCAACAACAGAUAUGCCACUAUAUCUAAUAAUUUUGAUGUUGUGAUUUGGGCUGUGGCUUCUAAAGAUUUGAAACUCGAGAAGAUUCAAGACCAGAUUUGGGAAAAAAUUGGCAUUUCUGAUGAGAAAUGGAAAAAGAAAAGCUUCCGUGAGAAAGCGGAUGACAUAUUCCAUGUACUAAGCAGAAAGAAAUUUGUAUUAUUGUUAGAUGACAUAUGGCAGCGUGUUGACCUUGAAGAAAUUGGGGUUCCUUUUCCUACAAGACAAAACAGAUGCAAGAUAGUAUUCACAACACGCUCUUACAAAGUAGGCAGCCAAAUGAAAUCUGAAAAGAUGAUAGAAGUGAAACCUUUGGAUUGGGAAGAAGCUUGGGCAUUGUUUCAAAAGAAGGUAGGGGAUAUUGAUCUUGAUAUUGUUCCUCUGGCUCAAGAUGUUGCCAAAGAGUGUAGAGGAUUGCCAAUCGCUCUCAUUACCAUUGGUAGAGCCAUGGCCAGUAGAAUUACAAGGGAAGAAUGGAAGCAUGCUCUUAAGGCACUAAGAAGUUCUGUCUCAAGCCUACCAGUAAUGGAGGAUGAGGUAUUUCAAGAUAUGGAGGUUGAGUUAUCUGUACGAUUGAAAUUUAGUUAUGAUAGUGUGAGUAGUGAUAAAGUUAAAUCUUGUUUCUUAUAUUGUUCCUUAUUUCCGGAAGACUUUGAAAUUCCCAAACGUGAAUUGGUAGAUUAUUGGAUUUGUGAGAAUUAUGGUGAUCGCAAUGAAUCAUAUUCUAUAAUCGGUUCACUUGUUGGGGCAUGUUUAUUGGAAGAGCAAGGCUAA
Molecule: messenger RNA, 813 nt
Organism: Hevea brasiliensis (rubber tree)
Lineage: Eukaryota; Viridiplantae; Streptophyta; Magnoliopsida; Malpighiales; Euphorbiaceae
Product: probable disease resistance protein At5g63020
Exons: 1
Molecular function (GO): ADP binding
Source: RefSeq, a predicted model, not a curated record